Molecule: messenger RNA, 313 nt
Organism: Dentiscutata erythropus
Lineage: Eukaryota; Fungi; Glomeromycota; Glomeromycetes; Diversisporales; Gigasporaceae
Source: the annotation of a GenBank genome assembly
AUGUGGUGUGGUGUUAAGGUUACUCUGCCGGAGUACGAACACGCAUCUCAAUUAAAAUUCCUAACGCAAAUUGCUUUUAAAGCGGUAAAAAUGCUCUCGCCUUCUACAAUCAUGUUAAACAAACGCAUCGUUGUACUUGGGGCAGGUGUUUCAGGAUUAACUACGGCUACUUUGCUUUUGCAGCAAGAAAAAGGAAUUAAAGUUCACCUAAUUGCGAAAUAUUUUCCAGGAGAUUUAUCUGGAGAAUACACUAGUCUUUGGGCUGGUGCACAUUGGUUGAGUCGUGCUACAAAGGAUGAAAUUAGGCAACAAG